GGCGGCGACGGCGGCAGCGGCGCCGGCGUUGGCGCUGUUGCCGGGUGGUUGGAGGCGCCAGAGCAGCGGCCCCAGGUUCCGACGCGGCGGCCGCGCCGAGUGUCGUGCGCGGCCUGAAGGCGCUCCGCUCGCUCUCCCCCCCUCUCGCCUCCACCCCCUCUCCGUUUAAAAAAAAAUUACCGGAACCAAUGAGCGGGGCCCGGACCCGAGCUCCCGAGGCCGCCGAUGCCCGAGGGACCAGGCUGUGCGCCGGCGAGACCCCGGAGCGGCGGGGGCGGCCCCAGGAACCGCCGCCGCCGUGGCCAUGGCCCGCGGCCGCCUCCCCGCCGCCUCGCCUCCAUCCUCUGUGCCCCGGGGGUCCGGCCCGGGGCUGGACCGCGCUGCUAGUGCUGGGCUUGCUGGCGGCCGGAGCGGCGGACGGAUGCGAGCUGCUGCCCGGGAGCCUUCGCGGGAGGAGGACGUCGUUGGCUGGAGCCGCCGCCGCAGCCGCUGCCGCCUCCACGGGGGAGAACCCGGCUUUGGUGACAGAUCCUUGCAUUUCAUUGAGUCCACCAUGUUUUACUGAAGAGGACAGAUUUAGUCUAGAAGCUCUUCGAACAAUACAUAAACAAAUGGAUGAUGACAAAGAUGGUGGCAUUGAAGUAGAGGAAAGUGAUGAAUUUAUCAGAGAAGAUAUGAAAUAUAAGGAUGCUACUAAUAAACAUAGCCAUCUGCAUAGAGAAGAUAAACAUAUUACUGUUGAAGACUUGUGGAAAAGAUGGAAAACAUCAGAAGUUCACAAUUGGACACUUGAAGACACCCUUCAGUGGCUGAUAGAAUUUGUUGAACUUCCUCAGUAUGAGAAGAAUUUUAGGGAUAACAACGUCAAAGGAACAACCCUUCCCAGGAUAGCAGGACCUGAACCUGCAUUUGUGAUUUCUCAGUUGAAAAUAAUUGAUCGGAGUCAUAGACAAAAGCUUCAACUGAAGGCACUGGAUGUGGUUUUAUUUGGACCUCUAACACGCCCACCUCACAACUGGAUGAAGGACUUUGUGCUUACAGUUUCUAUAGUAAUUGGGGUUGGAGGCUGCUGGUUUGCUUAUACUCAGAAUAAGACAUCCAAAGAACAUGUUGCCAAAAUGAUGAAAGACCUAGAGAGCCUACAGACUGCAGAGCAAAGUCUAAUGGACUUACAAGAGAGGCUUGAAAAGGCACAAGAAGAAAAUAGAAAUGUUGCUGUGGAAAAGCAAAAUUUAGAGCGCAAAAUGAUGGAUGAAAUUAAUUAUGCCAAGGAGGAGGCUUGUCGACUGAGAGAACUGCGGGAGGGAGCUGAAUGUGAAUUGAGUAGACGCCAAUAUGCAGAGCAGGAAUUGGAACAGGUUCGGAUGGCUCUGAAAAAAGCUGAGAAGGAAUUUGAACUAAGAAGUAGUUGGUCUGUUCCUGAUGCAUUGCAAAAAUGGCUUCAGUUAACACAUGAAGUGGAAGUACAGUACUACAAUAUUAAAAGACAAAAUGCUGAAAUGCAAUUAGCAAUUGCUAAAGAUGAGGCAGAGAAGAUUAAAAAAAAGAGAAACACAGUCUUUGGGACUCUGCAUGUUGCACACAGCUCAUCUCUGGAUGAGGUGGACCAUAAAAUUCUUGAAGCAAAGAAAGCUCUCUCUGAGUUGACAACUUGUUUACGAGAACGACUUUUUCGCUGGCAGCAGAUUGAGAAGAUCUGUGGUUUUCAAAUAGCACAUAAUUCAGGACUACCAAGCCUGACAUCUUCUCUUUAUUCUGAUCACAGUUGGGUAGUGAUGCCUAGAGUCUCUAUUCCACCCUACCCAAUUGCUGGUGGAGUUGAUGACUUAGAUGAAGAUACACCUCCAAUAGUUUCACAAUUUUCAGGGUCCAUACCGAAACCUCCUGUAUCAUUAGCAAGAAGUAGCAGCCUGUGUCGUUCUCGCCGAAGUAUUGUGCCAUCAUCUCCGCAGUCUCCACAUACUCAGCUUCCUUCACAUACACCUCAUCCUCGGCAUCCUCAACACAUACAACAUUCUUUGCCUUCCCCUGAUCCUGAUAUUCUUUCAGUUUCAAGUUGCCCUGCUCUUUAUCGCACGGAAGAGGAGGAAGAGGCCAUUUACUUCACUGCUGACAAACAGUGGGAAGUACCAGAUACAGCUUCAGAAUGUGACUCCUUAAACUCAUCCAUUGGAAGAAAACAGUCUCCGCCUUCAAGCCUUGAGAUGUACCAUACAUUGUCUCCUCGAAAAAUAUCGAGGGAGGAACUCUCAUUAGAAGAUUCAUCCAGAGGAGAUUCACCAGUAACUGCUAAUAUUUCCAGGGGUUCUCCUGAUUGUAUAGGUCUGACAGAAACUAAGAGUAUGAUAUUCAGUCCUGCAAGCAAGGUAUAUAAUGGUAUCCUGGAGAAAUCUUGCAGCAUGAACCAACUUUCUAGUGGUAUGCCCGUUCCUAAACCUCGCCACACUUCAUGUUCAUCAGCCAACAAUGAAAGCAAACCCAUUCAAGAAAUCUCAAAUGUCCCCAGGAUAAGCAGCAUCCCACAGGACCUUUGUCAGAAUGGAGAGAAAAGCAAAAAGCCAUCAAAAAUUAAAAGCCUUUUUAAGAAGAAAUCCAAAUGAAUUGGCUGGUAGAAAUCCAUAAGUGUGGCAUCAUUAAACCUUUCUUUAUCUUUCACUUAAGAAAUUUUUUUUGUUAUUUUUAAAUUUUAGGAAUGUAAUUCCAUUUGGGCUUUCCAGAAUGAAUGCCAUAGUGGAGUGCCCUCAAAGGCAACUGUUUGCUUAUUAAAGUGACUCUACCAUCAGUACAUCAUACCAGCUGUCACUGAAAAAAUCAUUAAAACAUUGAGACAGUUUACAGUUA
Molecule: messenger RNA, 2841 nt
Organism: Trichosurus vulpecula (common brushtail)
Lineage: Eukaryota; Metazoa; Chordata; Mammalia; Diprotodontia; Phalangeridae
Gene: STIM2
Product: stromal interaction molecule 2
Exons: 12
Coding region: 189-2600 (803 amino acids)
Biological process (GO): activation of store-operated calcium channel activity; store-operated calcium entry; intracellular calcium ion homeostasis
Cellular component (GO): plasma membrane; endoplasmic reticulum
Molecular function (GO): protein binding; calcium ion binding; calcium channel regulator activity
Source: RefSeq, a predicted model, not a curated record